CUCCCCAGGCGGAUCUGGAAGAGGAAACAUGCCACGACUUGACCGAGGAAUUCUGGGAUGCAAGUGAACACGCUCCCUGGGAGAAUCUGGAAGAGGCAACAUUCCACGACUUGACUGAGUCACAGGAAUUCGGGGACGUGAGUGAACACGCUCCCCAGGAGGUUUUGGAAGAGGCAACAUGCCACGACUUGACUGAGGAAUUCUGGGACGCAAGUGAACACGCUCCCCAGGCGGAUCUGGAAGAGGCAACAUGCCACGACUUGACUGAGGAAUUCUGGGACGCAAGUGAACACG
Molecule: messenger RNA, 294 nt
Organism: Rangifer tarandus platyrhynchus (Svalbard reindeer)
Lineage: Eukaryota; Metazoa; Chordata; Mammalia; Artiodactyla; Cervidae
Source: the annotation of a GenBank genome assembly